AUGAGCUAUUCAGAAAAGCAUAGAAGAAACACUUCUCCUAUAUUAAGAACAACAAGUGAAGACAGAAUUAAAUAAAAAUCAACUAAGGAAAGUAUAUAAGUGGAGUAAUAAAUAGAAAAAGUAUAAAAUCAUUUGUGAUUAGAUAUAACAAUAAUUAAAUAAAAAAUAUGAAGAUAGAAUGAUAUUUAUUGAAGAAACCCUAUAAGAACAUGAGGAGAAAUUUGAAAAUUUUAUUAAAUUAAUUAAAUUGCUUUAACAUUUUGCUACAACUUAAGAAUAAGAAAAUAAAAAUAUUAGAAAUCAUAUUAAUAUAUCAAUGGAAUAGUUAUAUAAUGAAGAAAUUAAUUAAAUAAAAGAAUAAAAUCUAAAUAUUGAAUAAUAAAUUUAAGAAAUUUAGAAAUCUUUUGGAGAAGAAUAACCAUAAAUUUUAGAAUUUGAAACCAUAAUGAAUAAAAAAAUUGAUGUAAUAAUGGAAGAAGUUAGACAAAGUGCUUUAAAAACAGAUUAUUAAAAAAUAGAAUAGAAAUUAUAAAAAUUGGAACAUAAUUUUUAAUAGGAAUUAAAUUAAAAGAGUAAUGAUUCUGAUAGAAUAUUAAAUAAUAGUUUAGUUUAUCAUAAUUAAUUAAAUGAUCUUAAGAUUGUCUUAAAUAGUGUCAUAGAAGAUUAAGAAUAAACAAAAAACUUUAUUAAAAAAAUAGAGAAUGAAUUAAAUUUAACUAAAUAAAAGGAAAAACAAUAUCAAAUAAGAACUUUAAUUACAAAAGAAUCUUAACAUACAGAAAGUGAUGUUAUGAGACCAAUUAGAGAUGUUAAAGAUAAUAACAAAAAUAAGGAUAAUAAAAGAAAUAAGAGUAAAUCUAGUUAAAGUAGAAGUGAAUCUAGGAAUGCUAGAUUAGAAACUAUAAAAAAAAGAAAAUAAGAUAGUGUUAAAGAAUUAAUUAAAAAACAUAAAUAAUCAUCAAGUAAAUAAUAUUGA
This is a messenger RNA of Paramecium pentaurelia, 976 nucleotides long. NCBI's taxonomy places the organism in Eukaryota, Ciliophora, Oligohymenophorea, Peniculida, Parameciidae. The record is from the annotation of a GenBank genome assembly.